This is a messenger RNA of Pyrus x bretschneideri (Chinese white pear), 1957 nucleotides long. RefSeq names its product BTB/POZ domain-containing protein At5g60050. The transcript is spliced from 2 exons. Gene Ontology annotation, molecular function: protein binding. Bases 215 to 1786 code for a protein of 523 amino acids. The record is from RefSeq and is a predicted model, not a curated record. NCBI's taxonomy places the organism in Eukaryota, Viridiplantae, Streptophyta, Magnoliopsida, Rosales, Rosaceae.
UUCCCGAGAAAACAUUCUUUAUUACUUCCCCCUCGCUCUCUCUACUUUCCUAGAAAAGUUCACUUCUUUCUUUGAUUGAUUGAUUACUCAUUUUCUCUCACUCCAAUCCUCCAAGAACCCAUCUUUCUUUCAAUCCUUGCAUCCCCACGAAAAUCCCACUUCUGGGUUUUCUUUCCCAUUCACUUAAUUCCCCCACCGAGCUCUCAGAGCUCCAAUGGCGGCCGAGAACGCGCUCAAAUCGAGGGAGGUCUCCGCCAUGAUCAAACAGGGCUUCAUCUCCGAUCAAACCCUCUCCUUCUCGCCGUCAAGAUCCCUCUCCAAGCUCUAUUCUCCCACCUCCUCGCCCUCCAAGCCCCUCUCCUCCCCUCCUUCUCCCCAACCGCCGCCGCCGCAACUCGCCGGGUCAAAUCACUCUCUGACUCGACCGACCCCGUCCCAAACCCUCUACGAGAUGAUGUCCGACGACCAGAACCGGGACUCCAAGCUCCUCCCGGACCGGAAAAUCCAUGAGAAAGUCCACAGGCUUCUCCAAAACGCGCCGUUUCGGAACCCCAAUUGGGGAGGGCUGGUGUCCGGCGACGUCAGGCUGACGGUGGUGGCCAAGGACGGGUUCAGGGUGUCGAUGGACGUGCACAAGAGCGUGCUGGCGGCGAAAAGCCGGUUCUUUGCCGAAAAGCUCCGAAAGGAGCGGGGGGUUUCGCACUGCGUGGAGAUUUCGGACUGCGAUGACGUGGAGGUGUAUGUGGAGGCUGUGGUGCUCAUGUACUCUGAUGAUCUGAAGAGGAGGUUGAUGGGUGAGGAGGUCUCUAGGGUUUUGGGUUUGCUAAAGGUAUCUGCUGCUAUAAUGUAUGAUGAGGGGAUUGCCUCAUGCUUGGAGUAUUUGGAAGCUGUUCCGUGGUCCGAGGAAGAAGAGGAGAAAGUUGUAUCGCAACUCAGUGAGCUCCAGCUUCAUGAAGACUUAGCCAGUGAAGUUCUGCUCAGAGUUUCGUCUGAAUUGUCCACUUCUGCAAGAGCUGAUGGCAUUUUCAUGAGACUGCUGACCGGCGUUCUUCAAGCAAAAGAUGAUAGAGCUCGGAGGGAAAUGAAGACGCUCAUUUCUCGGUUGCUCAGAGAGGAUGCAGGCAGUGACAGCAAUAGGAUUGAUGUCUCUAAAGAAACUCUUUAUCAUCUUUGCCACAGAUGUCUGAGUUCUCUUGUCCUGUGCUUAUCUGAAGCUACAUCUGCGGAUGACGGCAGGCGGGACCGUGGGGUUUUGAUGGCAGAGAUAGCGAGAGAGGCUGAUAACAUGCAGUGGAUUGUUGGUAUUCUGGUGGACAAGAAAAUGGCCGAGGAGUUUGUCAAGUUAUGGGCGGAUCAGAAGGAGCUUGUGGACCUGCAUUCGAAGAUUCCAACCAUGUACAGGCACGAAAUCAGCAAGAUCACUGCUCAGCUAUGCGUUGCAAUUGGGAGCAGGAAUUUGCUUGUGCCGAAAGAAACAAGAUACUUGUUGCUAUCGACAUGGCUGGAAGCUCUGUAUGAAGAUUUCGGAUGGAUGAGGAGGGCUUCUUCGAGAUCUAUUGAUAAGAAACUGGUUGAAGAGGGAAUAAGCCAGACAAUUCUCACACUGCCAUUGCAGCAGCAGCAGACAAUUUUGCUUAAUUGGUUCGAUCGGUUUCUAAACAAGGGAGACGAUUGCCCCAACAUUCAGAAGGCAUUCGAGGUUUGGUGGAGAAGAGCUUUUAUCAAACACGUAUCGGAGCAGGAAAAUACUCAGUUGCAAAUAACUGUUUGUGACUAUCCAAGCUGAAUAAAAUCGACAUACAAUGUACACGUACAUAAAAGCAAUACUUUUGUAUUCCGUACCAGUUUUUAUCGCAUAGUUUUUGUUGGCGCUCACGAACGAAAACUACACAACUCUAGGCACUGUGACCUGCAAAUGUCUGAUAUGGAAACAUUUUUUUACGGUUUCUCAACAUUA